CGCCGCCAUGGGGGAGCGGCCGCGGGGCAGCGGCGCCGCCGCCCGGCGCUGAGGGACCGCCGAGCUGGGACGCCAAGGAGCUGCGCUGGGAGGACCCUGUGUGCAGGAUGUUCUCUCCACCAAAGACCUCCCUGUGAGCGGCGAUGAUGCCAGUCCUGGCAGGACCUUGGGAAGCACUGACAUUGCAGUAGCCCAGCAGCCCUGGACGGCCUCUUGCCCCUGGUUCUCCAGCCCCCACCCUCCCAGCGCUCCCCGGGAUGCUGUAUUAACCAAGAGGAACCCUGCUUGUGUCCUCCUCACCCUUCCAUUUUCGGCAGCUCUGGGAUUUGUAUGGCAGCAGCGUAACCGUGGAGAGGCCGGGGUAUCACAAACUUAUGGAUUUUGAUAAGAGAGGAGGGAAAGGGGAGCUGGAGGAAGGUAAAAGAAUGUCCAAGACAGGUGGAGGAAGGAGUGGUCAUGGAGGCCGGGGUGCUGGAACCAACUCGGGAGUCUUAAUGGUGGGUCCCAACUUCCGCGUCGGCAAGAAGAUUGGAUGCGGCAAUUUCGGGGAGCUCCGUCUAGGGAAGAAUCUCUACACAAAUGAAUACGUAGCUAUCAAAUUGGAACCCAUAAAAUCCCGGGCCCCCCAGCUGCACCUGGAGUAUCGGUUCUACAAACAGCUCGGCAAUGCAGAAGGAAUUCCUCAGGUUUACUACUUUGGCCCCUGUGGGAAGUACAACGCCAUGGUGUUGGAGCUGCUCGGACCCAGCCUGGAAGAUCUCUUUGAUCUGUGUGAUCGAACCUUCACGCUCAAAACUGUCCUGAUGAUUGCCAUCCAGCUGAUCACACGGAUGGAGUAUGUGCACACCAAAAGCCUGAUCUACAGAGAUGUGAAGCCAGAGAACUUCCUGGUGGGGCGGCCGGGCAGCAAGCGGCAGCACACCAUCCACAUCAUCGAUUUUGGCCUGGCCAAAGAGUACAUCGACCCCGAGACCAAAAAACACAUCCCCUACCGAGAGCACAAGAGCCUGACAGGGACAGCACGUUACAUGAGCAUCAACACCCACCUGGGGAAAGAACAAAGCCGCAGGGACGACCUGGAAGCAUUAGGGCACAUGUUUAUGUACUUCCUCCGUGGGAGCCUUCCUUGGCAAGGCCUCAAGGCUGACACACUAAAGGAGAGGUACCAGAAGAUCGGUGACACCAAGAGAGCCACCCCAGUGGAGGUGCUCUGUGAGAACUUCCCAGAGGAGAUGGCCACGUACCUGCGCUACGUGCGGCGCCUGGAUUUCUUCGAGAAGCCCGACUACGACUACCUGAGGAAGCUCUUCACAGACUUGUUCGAGAGGAACGGUUACGUGUUCGACUACGAAUACGACUGGGCAGGGAAACCUCUGCCCACCCCCAUUGGCACGAUGCACAGCGAGGUGCAGGUGCAGCCCUCGAACAGAGACAAAGCACAGCCACACACCAAACACCAGCCGCCCGAGGGGACGGAGGUGUGGGAUCCUCAGGCCGGUGGGCAGCCUGCCGAGGAGCCUUUGGGAGCUCACCUGGCAGCCGGCAGGCUCGGGGGGUCCGUGCAGGUGAUGAGCUCCACCAACGGAGAGCUGAACACAGAUGACCCGACGGCAGGACAUUCGAACGCCCCCAUCACAGCCCCCACCGAGGUGGAGGUGACAGACGAUACAAAGUGCUGCUGUUUCUUCAAGAGAAGGAAGAGGAAAACCACCAAGCGUCGCAAGUGAGCAGCCGGGCCCGGGCGGAGCGGCGAGCGCCGGCUCCUCUCGCUCUGGCCGUGGCUGGAUCUCGCCCCGCGGAGCCCGCGGGCCCCGGGGCUGGACGGGGACGGGGGGGCCGGGCCGGACGGGCUCCCCCAGCGCCCCGCGCGCAGCUGGGGAGCGGGGCCUCCCCAAACUGCUUUGUCCUUUCCUCCGCCACUCGUGGCCGUUUACUCGAACCAAGCCCAACUUCGCUGAAGUUCCUGCGUCCGUCAAACAGAAAAAAAAGAAAAAGAGAAAAAACCCACGGCGUCACUUGCUUUGAGUUUAUGACCGGUCUGAAAUGGGGAUCAACUACAGACUCUGACCCGUCGCUGUCAGAAGAAGACGAAGACAAUUUCAAGAGCAGUGGGCUAAGGAGGAAUAUUUUUUUUUUCUGUUGCUUCUUUGUCUCUUAAGUUAAUUUAAAGUGAGUCUCGGUGCAGAGUGCUGAGUCGUCAGUCUUUGACCGUCAUCUUCAGUGUUACCGAAUUCUGCUCUUCCUCCCGGCCCCGCCCCGCGUCCCCGCCGGGUCCCCUCGGUCAGUGGCGAGCGCCGGGCUCGGAGCGGGGAGAGCCGGGGCCGCGGGGGCGGGGAGAGGAAACGCGUUUACAGUUCAUUUACGAUGCACUUUUGCGAGCAAUACAGGCGCCGUCCGGUCCCGCCGAGAGCAGGUCCGAGACUCCCAGGGGCUGGGGGACACAGGGACAGGGACGGCCGAGACCAAAGGGACCCAUGAAUGGCGGUGGCAAAGCAGGGAGGGGAAGCGAAGCAGCCUCGUCUCUGGUGCUGCCAUGUCUUGGGGCUGGAUGUUGGUGUGGGCAGGGCUUGAUCGGCCUCUUGGUUUUACAGCCUGAGCCCCCCGAGGGGCCGGGGCUGGGGCCGGG
Melozone crissalis (California towhee) is the source of this 2626-nucleotide messenger RNA. RefSeq names its product casein kinase 1 gamma 2 (gene CSNK1G2). Lineage: Eukaryota; Metazoa; Chordata; Aves; Passeriformes; Passerellidae. The transcript is spliced from 13 exons. Gene Ontology annotation, biological process: positive regulation of canonical Wnt signaling pathway; peptidyl-serine phosphorylation; signal transduction. Gene Ontology annotation, cellular component: nucleus; plasma membrane; cytoplasm. The record is from RefSeq and is a predicted model, not a curated record. Gene Ontology annotation, molecular function: ATP binding; protein serine/threonine kinase activity. Bases 375 to 1727 code for a protein of 450 amino acids.